AAAUUCGGUGGGUGUCAAAAAUGAUUAACAUUACACACAUUAGUUUUGAUUCAAUUGAAAUUGAACUUGGCGUAUACAAUUGCUAGUGGAAAAUGUCAACUCUCAAGAAAAGAGGUGGUAAGAAAGGUGCAGUGGCCACCACUACUAGUUCAAUCGAGCUUCCUGAAGAUGACAAGGUUGUUUCUGUGGAGAAAACUGAUUCAGAAUUCAAGUAUUGGCUUGGAUUAAUGCUUGUGACAGGAUUAGCAAUUUACACCAGAUUUAACAAGAUCAGUAUUCCUGAUAAAGUUGUUUUCGAUGAAGUUCAUUUUGGGAAAUUUGCUUCCUAUUACUUAGAAAGAACUUAUUUCUUUGAUUUGCAUCCACCAUUUGCUAAAAUGUUGAUUGCUUUUGCUGGUUGGUUAAUUGGAUAUAGUGGUAAAUUCAAAUUUGAUAACAUCGGUGAUUCUUAUAUCGACAAUAGUGUUCCUUACAUUGCAUACAGAGCACUCCUGGCCAUUCAAGGUUCAGCUAUUGUUCCACUCAUUUACUUAACUAUGAAGAAUUUGAAAUUUUCAAUUCCAGCUUGUUUAUUAUCAUCUAUUAUUGUUUGUUUUGAUAAUGCUCAAGUGGCUGAUAGUAGAUUGAUCUUAUUAGAUGCUACCUUGAAUUUAAGUGUAGCUUUGACUAUGUUUACUUAUACUAAGUUUUCUACUUUCAGAAAGCAACCAUUUUCUCAGGAUUGGUGGAUUUGGCUUAUUGCUACUGGUGUAUCACUUUCAUGUGUUAUUUCCACCAAAUAUGUUGGUGUAUUUACAUUUGUCACUAUUGGUCUUGCCGUCUUACAUGAAUUAUGGAUUUUAUUAGAUUAUAAGAAAGGAUUAACUUUAGUUGAAUUUUCAAAACAUUUCUUUUCAAGAUUCUUUGCUUUAAUUAUCGUUCCUUUCACUAUUUACUUAUUCUGGUUUUACUUACAUUUUGCUAUCCUUAAUAAAUCUGGUCCAGGUGAUUCAUUUAUGUCAUCUGAAUUCCAAGAAACUUUACUGGAAUCUCCAUUGGCUAAAUUUUCUAAGCCAGUUAAAUUUUACGAUACCAUUACCAUCAAGCACAAGGAAACCGAUGCAUUUUUACAUUCCCAUGAAUUUGUUUAUCCAUUACGUUAUGAAGAUGGUAGAAUUUCUUCCAAUAAACAACAAGUUACUUGUGUUUUCGAUCCUGAUAGCAAGGAACACCUUGAUGCAAACAACCACUGGGUCGUUGAACCAGCUUCUGCUGAUGUUCAAAAGGGUGUUGAUAUCUUUACCAAUGAUGUUAUUAGACUUAGACAUGCUGGUACCAACGGGUACUUGCUUGCACACGAUGUUGCUUCUCCAUUAAAACCAACUAAUGAAGAAUUCAUUGUUGUUCAUGGAGAAGAUGCUCAAGCUCACUAUAACGAAACCUUAUUCAGACUUCGUGAUGCUGAAGGUGGAUCUAACAAGAACAAAAAUAGAAGAAAGUUAGUUAAGACCAAAGCUUCUCCAUUAAGAAUUGUCCAUGUAGAUACAGUUGUUGCUAUGUGGACUCAUGAUGAUGAAGUUUUACCAGAUUGGGGAUUCGGACAACAAGAAGUCAGUGGUAACAAAAAGAUCCAACAAACUGAUAAUAUUUGGACUUUUGAUAAUAUUAUCGGUCUUCAAGCUGGUGAUAAGAGAUCUCAAUAUGUUCCAAAAGAAGUAAAGAAAAUUCCAUUCUUAAAGAAAUGGUGGGAAUUACAAGGUUUAAUGUUCCAUCACAAUAACAUCUUAACUUCAGAACAUCCUUUCGCCUCCCAACCAGAUUCAUGGCCAUUGGCUUUAUCCGGUGUGUCUUUCUAUAAUGAUAAUGAUUUAAGAAGACAAAUUUUCUUUACUGGUAACAUUGUUGGUUUCUGGUCAGAAGUUGCAUUCCUUGCUAUUUAUCUUGGUUUAUUAUUAGCCGAUCAAAUUAGUAGAAGACGUGAUGUUUACAUAUUAAGUGAUAAAGCAAGAUCUAGAUUAUAUAAUACAUUAGGAUUUUUCUUUGUGGGUUGGAGUUCACAUUAUUUCCCAUUCUACCUUAUGAAUCGUCAAAAAUUCUUACACCAUUAUUUACCUGCUCAUUUAAUAGCGGCUUUAUUUACUGGUGGUAUAGUUGAAUUCCUCUGUACCAACAAUAGCAGAAUCAAUGAUGGUACUCCAAAGGGAGUAAACAAAAUCAAGAUUUCCCUCCUUGUUGCCCUCUUAUCAGGUGGUAUUGUUUGGUUUUUCUUCUACUUCAGACCAUUAACUUAUGGUGAUGUUUCUUUAACUGUAGAAGAAGUUAAAGCAAGACAAUGGUUUGAUAUUAAAUUGCAUUACGCUAAAUAAUUCUAAUAUCUCACCUUCUAUUAGACCCUCUACUUUACACUAUAUAGGAAUCGUAUAUUAAAUAUUGUAAUUAAAAAAAAAAGUUGUAUUUUAUAUUAAAGU
Scheffersomyces coipomensis is the source of this 2447-nucleotide messenger RNA. RefSeq names its product dolichyl-phosphate-mannose-protein mannosyltransferase (gene PMT4). The record is from RefSeq and is a predicted model, not a curated record. Bases 93 to 2345 code for a protein of 750 amino acids. The transcript has a single exon. Gene Ontology annotation, cellular component: membrane; endoplasmic reticulum. Gene Ontology annotation, biological process: protein O-linked glycosylation via mannose. NCBI's taxonomy places the organism in Eukaryota, Fungi, Ascomycota, Pichiomycetes, Serinales, Debaryomycetaceae. Gene Ontology annotation, molecular function: dolichyl-phosphate-mannose-protein mannosyltransferase activity.